UUAUUUGGUGGCUUACCCCGAAAGAAAAGAAUGACUAGUUUGUCAAACACGCAUUAAACAUCAUAUUGCUACUUCUGAACUCAAAAGUUAGGGUUUUGAAUUUGCAUUACUAAGAAAGGGGUUUCUGUGUUGUUGGGAUCAAAUCAAACCAAAAAUGUCGAUAUUCGAGUACAACGGAAGUGCCCUAGUGGCUAUGGUUGGUAAGAAUUGCUUCGCCAUUGCCAGCGAUCGGAGACUCGGUGUUCAGCUUCAAACCAUUGCCACCGAUUUCCAAAGAAUUUCCAAAAUUCACGAUAAGCUCUUCAUCGGUCUUUCUGGCCUCGCCACCGAUGCUCAGACACUGUAUCAGCGUCUCGUUUUUCGUCACAAACUGUACCAGCUUCGUGAAGAACGCGAUAUGAAACCGGAGACAUUUGCUAGCUUAGUAUCUGCUAUUCUCUACGAGAAAAGGUUCGGUCCAUACUUUUGCCAGCCAGUAAUUGCUGGAUUAGGGGAUGAUGACAAACCGUUCAUUUGCACAAUGGAUGCAAUUGGAGCAAAGGAGCUUGCAAAAGAUUUUGUUGUUGCUGGGACUGCAUCUGAGUCUCUGUAUGGUGCUUGUGAGUCGAUGUUUAAGGCUGACAUGGAACCCGAGGAAUUGUUUGAGACCAUCUCCCAAGCACUGCUAUCAUCUGUAGACCGUGAUUGCCUUAGUGGCUGGGGUGGUCAUGUCUAUGUUGUCACACCAACUGAAGUAAAGGAAAGGAUUUUGAAGGGAAGAAUGGAUUAACUUCUAAGACUCCUGGUCAACUACUUGAGUUCACUUUGUUUUCUGUUUAAUUCGGAACUGAAUGGCAGAACAUGUACCAUCAGUUGUUAAUCGGUUACCUUGUUAUUGUGCACUUCAAUCAAACGUAUGUUCAGCUGCUCUAUAUAGAAUUUUUUAAAUUGAUCAGUGAAAGUAGAUUCUGGAAUCGGGUACUGUUGUGAAUUAAAUUAUGAUAUAUCCUAUUGGAAUGUUUCUAGAGGAGACUGGCAUGCAAGACACAGAAAUGGUGCAUUGAAAAUUGUCACCGGAUCCAAUUCAUAGUUUAUAUUUACUCUUUAAGAUGUA
Molecule: messenger RNA, 1093 nt
Organism: Cicer arietinum (chickpea)
Lineage: Eukaryota; Viridiplantae; Streptophyta; Magnoliopsida; Fabales; Fabaceae
Product: proteasome subunit beta type-3-A
Biological process (GO): proteasome-mediated ubiquitin-dependent protein catabolic process
Cellular component (GO): proteasome core complex, beta-subunit complex; cytoplasm; proteasome core complex
Source: RefSeq, a predicted model, not a curated record